Molecule: messenger RNA, 1965 nt
Organism: Rotaria sordida
Lineage: Eukaryota; Metazoa; Rotifera; Eurotatoria; Philodinida; Philodinidae
Source: the annotation of a GenBank genome assembly
AUGAUCGCUGCAAUACGUAAGCACAUGAAGAUAAUUCAAGAACAGCUUCAAUCUUUUAGUUUCUAUCGUCACAACCAACGUUAUAUUCGCAAAUUAACUGAUACUUCAGCAGAAUUUCUUUGGUUUCAUGUUUUUAAAGAUGUUGUUAUUCGAUUGCCACAUGAUGUUCAUGCCAAACAAGAGAUGUUGGAUGCAUCAAGACAUUAUUAUCGUAAUAACAUUCAAGAAUUAAAACGUAUUGAUGAGUUUGAACGAAUGUAUCAAUCGGAAGAGGCUAUUAAAUGGUACACGAAAAAUUCUUUUGUCUAUCGUUUAAUUAACAAAGCCUUAAGAACGGAAGAUGUAGAACAAAUGUACACAUUUCGAUACUUUAUUCAAGAUUUAUAUUCGGCACUUGUUGUCAAACAUAAAGUUUUUAAAGAAUAUGGUGAACCGAUUACAGUGUAUCGUGGUCUUCGACUGACUCAAUAUGAAUUCAAUGAACUUACAAAGGAUGAAAAACAAUUAGUAUCUAUGAAUGGUUAUCUAUCGACAAGUCUUACUCGAAGAGUAGCCGAAAUCUAUGCAGGAGAACCAACAUCAAUGUCUGAUAAAUUAUCAAUCUUGCUCGAAAUCGACUGUGACGUAGAAAAAUUAGGUGAUACAGUCAUUUUUGCAGAUAUUUCAUCAGAAAGUAAUUUUCGCGAUGAAAAUGAAAUUCUCUUCGACAUUGGUGCAACAUUUCAAUUGACGGCUACACCGAAACAAAAUGAUAAUGGCGUAUGGAAUUUGACAAUGAUUGCUACUGAUGAAGGUCGAACAAUUGUACGCAAAUAUAUCGAUGAUCAUCUCGAAUUUAGCAGAGAUAUGAGCGCAAAAAUCAUGUUUGGUGUAUUGUUAUAUAGCAUGGGAAAAUACGAUUCGUCUCUAUCAUACUUUAAUAAGCUAAUUGAAAAUCCUGAAGGCGAAGACAUUGCUUUGAUUCACGUACAUAUAGCGAGAGCAUUGGACAUACGGGGUGAUAAGAACAAUGAAUGGAAACAUUAUGAAUAUGCAUAUAAAAUAAUCACAGAAACCGAAUCAAAACGUUUCGAAGAUGAAGCUCGUGUCCUUCUUCAUAUGGGUAUUUUUUGUUUUGAUAGAGAUGAAAACGAUCGAGCACUAGAAUAUUUGACGCGUGCUCUUCACGUAUUCGAACAAGUUUAUGGUGACACGGGUGCGGAAGUAGCUCGAGCUUUACUUUGCAUCGGAGGAUGUUAUGAGCAAAAAGGUGACUAUGAUCGAGCUAUAGAAUUCAAUACGAGAGCAUUGAAAAUACAUGAAGAAUGCGCAAAUCCAAAUCAUUUAAUACAAUGUCAAGUACUUAUUGCACUUGGUAAUACUUAUCGUUUACAAUGUAAAUAUGAAGAUGCAUUAGUUCAAUUUCAACGUGCGUUAGAUAUAAGAACUCGAACUUUACCCGAGUACCAUUCUGAUAUUGCUGAUUGCUUAUCAUUGAUAGGAAAAACUUUAGGUGACAUGGAUAAUCCAAGUGAAGCAGUCAUGUAUUCGAUGCGUGCAUUACACAUGUAUGAUAAAACAUUACCAGAGACAGAGUUAAAUGAAAAGAGUUCUGUACUGGUCGAUAUUGGCAUCGGAUUUUCUGCUGUUGGUGCUGAUCAACUUGGAAUUGAUUAUUUUCAUCGGUCGCUUGCCAUGAAAAGGAAAUGUCUACCGCGAAAUCAUCCUGAUUUUGCCACUAUAUUUGAAAAUAUAGCUCUCAAUUACAGUCAUUUGAAUAAACAUAUGCUAGGAUUAAGAUAUUCAUUGAAAGCAUGUCGUCUACGAAAACGAAUACAAACAUCGAAUCAUCCAGAUAUGGUUGGAACAUUGAAAGUUUUGGCGUUGGUAUAUACAAAAAUGGGUUGUUAUAGGAGAGCAAUGCAUUAUCUUAUGCGAGCAAAGAGUAUAUUAAAGAGAGCAGCACCAAACGAAGAUCCUAAAUAG